Molecule: messenger RNA, 1578 nt
Organism: Vombatus ursinus (common wombat)
Lineage: Eukaryota; Metazoa; Chordata; Mammalia; Diprotodontia; Vombatidae
Product: leucine-rich repeat-containing protein 14-like
Exons: 2
Coding region: 995-1300 (101 amino acids)
Cellular component (GO): cytoplasm
Source: RefSeq, a predicted model, not a curated record
UAGGGGGAAGCAGUCAGCCCCCCAGCUUACUGCUUGCAAGUAGUACCAUGCCAGGGGGAGACCACACAAUUUCCACGUCUUCUUUAUUAAGUGGGAGCCUCUCUGUUACCUCUUGACAGUAGCAAGAAUAAGAUCACUGGAGUGAAUGAGAAAUGAUCAGGUGAAUAUCAGUAAAGGAAAGAGAGGUCCCCCUUUCUAUGAAUUUGGCUGAGAAAGGGAGGACCGAUUUAAGAGAGUGGCUUGCGGGAAUGUUAGGGUCCAAUGAAGCCUUUUUUAAGGAGGGCAGCUGGGAAGGAGCCAGUGCCUGGAGGAGGGGGAGGGAAGAUCUGAGACAAGGUGAUGAAAUGCACUAGUCGAAAGUCGCCCGGUGCAAAACGCAAUACUUUGACCGGCUGUGCACGGGGCAGAGAAAGGCGCUGGAUCCAGACAGAGGAAGUGACCCUCUAUGGGGCACUGAAUGCCCAUCACACGCAGCCCCGGGGAAAGAAAACAGCCUCAGACAGGCCUGCAGCAGCCCAGGAACCAGGGCGGCGGCUCGCAGCCAGAACCUACGUCAGCCAACCACGAAGGGCGGCGCAACAAUGGGGCACCUGACAGCCAAUCCUCGGCGAGCUCUCGGCCCCAGCUCGUCUCCGUCCAAUGAGGUGCCAAAACGGCAUGAUCCUGCGCGAUCGUCGCCCGCCUAGAUUCCUGGCUGUCUUUUUGGCAGUUUGCUGUUGAUUACUCCCGCAAAGAGUUUGAGAGCGGGGUCGAAGGGCAGGGCUUCGAGAGCGGCCCUAUAAAAGCUGGGGCCGGCCUCCCAUAACUCCUGCCCGGUCGCCUUUCUCCACCUUUGGCCUCCGGACCUAGGCCGGCGCAUAGUCCCUUUUGCGAUCACGCCUGCGCAGAAUGGGAGGGGGUUUGGUAGGGUGUGUGGAGGCGUGCCGGUAGACUCCCUUCCGGAGGGCCCUGCCGAGCCGCGCCUGCGCAGAGGUGCCUGGUCGGUUCCGCAGAAAUGCAGUCCCUGCUGUCCCUGUGCGCUGUGCAGGUGACCCGACACCAGACUCUGGCGUGCCGGGCUCUGGCCUCCCUGCCUCGGGAGCUGUACCCGGCCUUAUUCCAGGCCGCCUUCAUGUAUGGCAGAACGCUGGUGCUGCAGGCACUGGUGCAGACGUGGCCCUACCCAUGCCUCAGCUUCCGGCAGCUGCUGCCCAAGCCCAAGCAGCUAGGCUGGCCCGAGCGGCCCCGCAAGGAGAGUGUGCAAGCCGUGAUCCUGGCGCUGCUCGCAGCGCCGCGCAGCAGGGAAUCUAGCAGCAGGUAGGUCCCUGGCCACAUCCCUUUAUCAUGGGGUAGGCAAAGAAAAGGAGCCUGACCUGGAACUGCCAAACUAGGGACUGAACCAAGGCAGUUGGAGCCUGGAGCCUCAACCUGGAACCUCAGCAUCUUCCUCAAGGGCAUCUAUUCAUCUCUUUUAUUUGUCAAGGUCUUCUGGUUUGGAGAGGAAGUGAGGAAUAUCUGACUUCCGUUCCCUUCCAGCUCUAUAAGUAUAAUAAUUAGCAUUUUAUGGAGCUUUAAGGUUUGAAAAGCACUUUACAUACG